CGUCAACGAAACAAGACAGCAUCUGCCAAAUACAGACAAAAGAAAAACAGACAACAGACGGAAAUGAAACGAAUGAUUGAUCAUUUAAAAGAACAAGAUGCUUUACUGAAACGCCAGAUGAUGGAAUUACGUUUGGAGAACCAACAAUUGAAAUCUAUCAAUGAUCAUCUGCGUGGCAAGAUCAUGGCGAAGAAAAUGUUGGAUCAAUAUUUUGAACGCCAUCCUGAUAUUCGACUUCCUACUAUGAAUGAUCAAACUGCUUCUUCUCCUUGUGUCAAUAAUGAUGAUGUAGAAAGUGUUGAUUCUUUUUGAAUUUUAUUAUUAUUAUUCCUCUGGUUUUUCAUUGGAGCGCAC
Halteromyces radiatus is the source of this 354-nucleotide messenger RNA. RefSeq lists its product as uncharacterized. Bases 64 to 312 code for a protein of 82 amino acids. The transcript has a single exon. NCBI's taxonomy places the organism in Eukaryota, Fungi, Mucoromycota, Mucoromycetes, Mucorales, Cunninghamellaceae. The record is from RefSeq and is a predicted model, not a curated record.